Molecule: messenger RNA, 1209 nt
Organism: Blumeria graminis f. sp. triticale
Lineage: Eukaryota; Fungi; Ascomycota; Leotiomycetes; Helotiales; Erysiphaceae
Source: the annotation of a GenBank genome assembly
AUGUCUUAUUACGAUAAUCAGCAAUGGACCUCCUCAGGCCCUCAAGUUUGGGAACAACAAACACCACCAGCUCGGUCAGGUGCAAGCUCGGCAGUCCCACGUGAAGAUUCGAAUGCCUUUGCAACACAAAUAGAGGAGGUAGAUCGUGCCGUUGACAAUCUGGUUAAAAGCGGCAAAAUGUUCAAUACGUCCGGUCGGCGAGAGUCCAUGCCGGUAGUUGGAUGCCUACCAAGAGCAUACAUUGAACCAUCAUUGGAUCCCCGCAUGGGAGGGGGCCCUCCUAGACAUCAUUCUAUUAGUGAAUUUGGAGAUAAUCGAUCAUUCUCGGCGUCUAAUUUACAAAACUUCUAUGCUAGCCAGCGUCAUCAACCAUCUCGCGGCACUAACGAGGCCGAACAGGUUAUGCAGGCGAAGAGACGGAUGGCAGCUCAACGUGAGAGAGAGCUUCGGAAUUAUCAUCAAGAGCAGCAGUAUAAUCGAAGUGUAACAGCUGAGAUUACAACGUUUACUAGUAAGGCUGAUCGAAACAUCAGCCCGAGCGCAGGAAUGAAAGAUGAAGAUCGUAUCGAGUUAAUUAACCGUCAGCGCAGUACCAUUUACACAGAUGGUCCAUCGUUCGCUAGCGAUGGAGGAUUCGAAGAAGCCGCAGGUCGAUCUCAAUGUAACACCCAACCAGGUAAUGGGUUACGCGGCCACUCACCGCGUGCCUACGAGCAGAUUAAAACCCACGCUAUGAGCGAAAACGGCCAGUCGCAGGGCGAACCUAAACUAGUUAACACUCAAGUUUCUGGGCAGCAAAAAUCACGCGCUAACAGUGUGUCGUCUCCGUCCCAUGCCCCUGGUAGUUAUAGUAUAUUUGAUUCAAAUAAUCAACAAUCAAACCGCACCUCUACAUCUUCGCCCGUUGAGUCACCUCGUCCGGGAGGAAAGCAAUCUUCAAGCUCCGGCGUUGCCCCAAUUGGAACUCGUCCUAGUGGACAAACUAUGAAUGCAACGCACGGUAAACGAUCUACGACACCCUUACCAUCGCCAUUGAGCUAUGGAUUCGCCGCUAAUGAAGCACCGCAAGGUGAACUUGAGGCUCAACACGGCAAUGCCAAUUCCAAUCAAAAUGGACAAGGCCAGCAGGAACUUGGUCUUGGGUGGGGUAAGAGUAGUGUUUGGGGGAAUAAAUCUUCACUUGGCGUACAGGCCCCUGUAUGGGGAUAG